CCUUCCUCCACCCACCUGCGCCCAUUCAGAACCAUCUCCCGUCGCGAAGGGAGCAACUGAGCAAAACAGACUAAGUUGCGGCGGAGGACUCGGUCGUUGUCGUUCCGGAUCUGACUGAAUCCAAGUUCAGAGAAUGCUGUGCAAGAUGAUGUUGUCCACUGUUGGAGUGCUGAUUCAGGUCAUAUUGUGCCUUGGUGACCAGGAAAAUAAAUACUUUCCUUCAGCCACUAAUGGUCAGAUGUUCCCUUGGAACAAGAUGAGGCUGCCUGACAAGAUCGUUCCACUCCACUACGAACUUCAGAUACACCCAAAUUUGACGACUUCAAACUUCACAGGAUUAGCUAAGAUACAAAUUCUUGUCAGGAAAGAAACCAGCACCAUCAUCCUCCAUGCCAAGAACAUGGACAUCAGUGGGGCAACUAUUGCAUUAAACAGGGAUGGAGUUACAUAUCCGGAGAGCACUUUGAACAUUUUAGAAUACCCGCCUUUUGAGCAAAUAGCUCUAAAGAAUGCUGAGCCUCUGAGUAGAGGAGAGACAUAUGUUGUUAACAUUUAUUAUGCUGCUAAUCUAUCAGAUGGCUUUAGCGGUUUCUAUAAAAGUAGUUAUGAAACACUGGAAGGGGAGAAAAGACUUCUUGCUACAACCCAGUUCGAAACCACCUCAGCACGAAUGGCAUUCCCUUGUUUCGAUGAACCAGCUUUCAAAGCCAAUUUUUCCAUCAGGAUUAAAAGAGAGCAGCAGCAUAUUGCACUGUCCAACAUGCCCAUUAUUAAGUCUUUGCCAACAGCAGACGGACUUUUUGAAGAUCACUUCGAUGUGAGUGUAAGGAUGAGCACGUACUUAGUGGCGUUCAUUGUUUGUGAUUUUAAAUCUAUCAGUGCAGUGACAUCAACAGGAAUUAAGGUGUCAGUAUAUGCUGCUCCAGAUAAAUUGAGUCAAACACACUAUGCUCUGGAGGUAGCAGUGAAACAACUGGAAUUUUAUGAACAUUACUUCAAUAUCCGCUACCCCCUUCCAAAGAGUGAUCUAGUUGCUCUCCCUUAUUUUGACAUGGAAGCCAUGGAAAACUGGGGAUUGAUCACUUACAGACAGACUGCAUUACUCUACCAUCCAGCAACCUCCUCAGUAUCAGACAAGCUGUGGAUUACCAGGGCGAUAGGCCAUGAAUUGGCACAUCAGUGGUUUGGUAAUUUGGUGACGAUGGAAUGGUGGAAUGACCUCUGGCUGAACGAAGGCUUUGCCAGUUAUAUGGAGUAUGUCUCUGUUGAUGCCACCUACCCUGAUUUGCAAGUUGGGGUACAGCUUUUGGGCAGCUGUUUUUCGGCAAUGGGAAGAGAUGCAAUGAAUUCCACACAUCCCUUAUCUACACCAGCAGACAACCCUAGUCAGAUUAUGGAAAUGUUUGAUGACAUUUCUUAUAACAAGGGAGCAUGCAUUCUGCACAUGAUCAGAAAUUUUUUGACAGAGGAAGUUUUCCAAUCUGGCCUGAUUCAUUACCUUCGAAAAUACAGUUAUGGGAAUGCCAAGAAUGAAGAUCUGUGGAACUGUUUGGCUGAGCUACACUAUGCAGAGGACCAUAUGGAUAUCAAGGAGAUUAUGAACACUUGGACACUCCAGAAGGGAUUACCAGUGAUAAUUGUUGAACAUUCUGGAUCUUCAGUCAGGAUACAACAAGAACGCUUUCUUACGGGAAUUCUCCCAGAAGAUCCCUCAUGGGCCAAGCUACAAUCUGGCUACAUCUGGCACAUACCACUAACUUACAUCACAAGUGAUUCUCAAGCAGUUGGUAGACAUCUUCUGAAAACAAAAUCUGAUCACAUUGAACUGGAAAGUGAAGCACAGUGGAUAAAAUUUAAUGUGGACUUGAAUGGCUAUUACAUUGUACAUUACACAAAUGCCGGCUGGGAUGCAUUGAUUAAUCUGCUCAAUCAGAACCACACACUUCUGAGCCAGAAGGACCGGGUAAAUCUAAUUCAUGAUGCUUUCCAGCUAGUCAGUGCAGGAAAGCUGUCACUUGACCGAGCCUUGAACUUGACUCGUUACCUCAAUCGAGAGACUGAGAAUAUCGCAAUAGUACAGGGUUUGGAUAACCUGGGAAUAUUGUACAAAAAGGUUGAAAAAAGAAAUAUCACUGAUGUUGCUACAAAUCUAAAGAACUAUAUCCUGAAGUUUUUCAAGCAUCUGAUUGAUAAGCAGUCAUGGGAUGAUGCUGGAACCAUCUCAGAUAAAAUGUUACGGACCGACCUCCUGAAAACUGCUUGUGACCUUGAAUACCUUCCUUGUGUUCAGAAGGCUUCAGAUUAUUUUAAUCAGUGGAGGAUGUCCGAUGGGACCAUGAACUUGCCAACCGAUGUCAUGGCCACUGUAUUCUCCGUAGGUGCCCAGAGCAGUGAUGGAUGGGACUAUCUCCUGACAAAAUACAUGCAGUCAUUUUUGGUUGCUGAAGGAAGUAAAAUUAUGUAUGCUUUGGCAAGCAGCAGAAAUCCAGACAAACUGGCAUGGUUAUUGGAACUUGCUUUGCAAGGGGACGUCAUUAAAUUACAGAAUCUGGCCCGUGUUGUCCUGGCAGUGAGCAGGAACCCAUACGGACAACAGCUUGCAUGGAAUUUUGUGAAGGAAAACUGGAACAAAUUGAUUGAGAAAUUUCAGCUUGUUUCACCCGCUGUUCGACAACUUAUAGUUGGAUCAGCAUCUCAGUUUUCAUCAAGGGAAGAAUUGGAAGAAGUGGAGACAUUUUUUGAUUCCAUUAAGGAGCAGAGCUCCCAGCUGAAAUCUGUUCAGAUUGCUCUGGAAACCAUAAAGAACAACAUCAGGUGGCUGGACAGGAAUCUGGGCAGCCUCAGGGGCUGGUUACAACAUGCCAUUGUAAACCCAUAGCUGUUGGAGAAUUUGGCAAAUCGAAAUCCUUGGAACCUGGAUCUUAACACUUGUCGCUUUGUUCUUGCUGUGGUUGUAGUUUUUAAGGGUUCAUAGAUUUAGAAGCUAAGACAAAUAUUUGUAGUACCGCAGGUGAAAAUUAUAUUCAAUAAAUAUAACCUCAAGAUUGCCAUACAAUUAUCAAAUUCUCUUCCCUUUUGAAUACAUGCAGGAACACACACACAUAAACCUUUAUAUAUUAUUGAUCUGUAAUUUUAAACAACACACACACACACACACACACACACACACACACACACACACACACACACACACACACACACACACACACACACACACACACACACACACACACACACACACACACACACACACACACACACACACACACACACACUUCUGUAUAACUCCCAGCCAUCCUCCUUCCACUUACUCCACAUUUUUAUUCUGGCAUCUUCAACCUUCCUUUCAGUCCUAAAGAAAGGUCUUGGCCUAAAACGUCAACUGUUUAUUAAUUUCCAUAGCUGCUGCCUGACUUGCUGAGUUCCUCCAGCAUUUUGUGUAUGUUGCUUUGGAUUUCCAGCAUCUUCAGACUUUCUCAUGUUUGAAUAAAUUCUGCUAUUCAGCCCAUCAACCAUCUGGAUCAUUAAGGAUUAAGAAUUAGCUGACAUUAUAUAAUGAUUGAUUAAAUAAUCCUCCUGCCAAUGUUGAGUUUUUACAUUUUCUGUUUGUUUCCAAUUCUGUACCCAACUUCACAUAACCAUGUUAGGCUUCCAAAUUAUUCAUGAACGUUCUCGGCCUGUGAAAUUAACUCUUUAUUUCCUUUCCAUAGACGCUGCCUGACCUGCUAAGUUCCUCCAGCAUCUUGUAUGUGUUCCAAUGUGAUAUCUGUUUUCAAUGCUCAACAACAAACACCAAUUGAUUGGAAAAAGGCAUACCCAUAAUUGCAAAUUUUGCUUACAGCAAUCCAAUCACUCUAAGUAACACACACAAAAUGCUGGUGGAACGCAGCAGGCCGGGCAGCAUCUAUAGGAAGAAGCACUGUUGACGUUUCUGGCCGAGACCCUUCGUCAGGACUUAGACGGGUAUCUGUCCCACUCUGUUCAUCCUUCCAUGCAAUCACUCUAUGUCAUGAUUUUAUUUUUAGAAAGCUCUACAUAUUAGGACAAUGACAUGUAUCAUGCAUAAUGUAUCAAUCAUUAAAUAAAUGUGUUUGGAAAUCAUUUCUCAUAAUCAGAAUAAACUAACUUGCAUCUGA
Hypanus sabinus (Atlantic stingray) is the source of this 4136-nucleotide messenger RNA. It is a transcript of the gene erap2, whose product is annotated as endoplasmic reticulum aminopeptidase 2. The transcript is spliced from 18 exons. Gene Ontology annotation, cellular component: cytoplasm. Lineage: Eukaryota; Metazoa; Chordata; Chondrichthyes; Myliobatiformes; Dasyatidae. The record is from RefSeq and is a predicted model, not a curated record. Gene Ontology annotation, molecular function: zinc ion binding; metalloaminopeptidase activity; peptide binding. Bases 134 to 2878 code for a protein of 914 amino acids. Gene Ontology annotation, biological process: peptide catabolic process; proteolysis.